AUGUUGGCCUACGCUAGAACCCUCCCAGCACGCUCGAUUGCAAGAUGCAUUCGUUUCCAAUCGUCCUACCCGCCACAUCACAUCAUUGGUAUGCCUGCUCUGUCCCCAACAAUGACACAGGGUAACCUCGCUGUGUGGAACAAGGCUGUCGGUGACCAGCUGUCUCCAGGUGAGGCGAUUGCCGAGGUUGAGACCGACAAGGCUCAGAUGGACUUUGAGUUCCAGGAGGAUGGGUACCUCGCCAAGAUCCUCGUGCCAGCAGGCUCGAAGGACAUCCCUGUCAACACCCCAAUCGCCGUUUACGUUGAGGAGAAGGGCGAUGUUGAUGCCUUCAAGGACUUCACCGUGGAGGCCGCGCCAGCAAAGGCCACACAGGAGGAGGCUCCAAAGAAGCAAGCACAGGAAGAGGCUCCAAAGGCUGCUGCCACUGAAACCAAGCCAGCCGAGACCGCUAGAGCGCCAGCUUCAUCUCCAAAGAGAGCCCCAGGUGAUAGAAUCAUUGCCUCUCCAUUGGCCAAGAACUUGGCUAUCGAGUAUGGUGUUUCUCUGAAGGGAGUUGCAGGAUCCGGUCCAAACGGUCGUAUUGUCAAGGAGGAUGUCGAGAAGCUCGUUGCCGCUAAGGAGUCUGCACCUGCAGCCAACGCUGGUGCCGCUGCUUCUGCACCAGGCGCAACACCAGCUGCUGCUUCAUUCGAGGAUAUUCCAAUCUCUAACAUGCGUCGUAUCAUUGGUGAGCGUUUGCUCCAUUCCACACAGACAAACCCAUCGUACAUUGUCUCGUCUAACAUUAGCGUCUCCAAGUUGUUGAAGUUGCGUGCUUCCCUCAAUGCCUCUGCAAACGACCGUUACAGACUCUCCAUCAACGAUAUCUUGAUCAAGGCUAUUGCAGUUGCCGCUCGUCGUGUUCCAGAGGCCAACUCUCACUGGUUGGAGGCUGAAGGUGUCAUUAGACAGUACAACAAUGUUGACGUUUCCGUCGCUGUGGCCACCCCAACUGGUCUUAUCACGCCCAUCGUGAAGGAUGCACACGCCAAGGGCCUUGCUUCAAUCUCAUCUGAAGUUAAGGACUUGGGUGCUCGUGCAAAGAUUGGUAAGUUGCUCCCACAAGAGUUCCAAGGUGGUACCAUCUGUAUCUCUAACUUGGGUAUGAACAACGCCUGCCACAUGUUUACUUCCAUCAUCAACCCUCCACAGGCCACCAUCUUGGCUAUUGGUACAGUUCAAAGAGUCGCCGUUGAGGACAAGUCCUCCGAGUUGGGUAUCUCCUUUGACGAUAAGAUCACCAUCACCGGUACCUUUGACCACAGAGUCAUCGAUGGUGCCAAGGGUGGUGAGUUCAUCAAGGCAUUGAAGGAUGUCAUUGAGAACCCAUUGGAGUUGUUGUUGUAAAGUUAACUCACUGGAUAGGGAAGGUUUUACAUAUAUAAAGAAGAAAGUGAGUACACAUAUUAUCCCACAGAAUGUGAAGAGGGAGAAACGUUUUAUAGAUACAGGAUAAUGUAGAAUUAAAAUAUAUACAAGAAUUGAAAUCAUUGUCUAACGACAUC
This is a messenger RNA of Williopsis jadinii, 1547 nucleotides long. It is a transcript of the gene LAT1, whose product is annotated as dihydrolipoyllysine-residue acetyltransferase. Gene Ontology annotation, biological process: pyruvate decarboxylation to acetyl-CoA. The record is from RefSeq and is a predicted model, not a curated record. Gene Ontology annotation, molecular function: dihydrolipoyllysine-residue acetyltransferase activity. Bases 1 to 1389 code for a protein of 462 amino acids. Gene Ontology annotation, cellular component: pyruvate dehydrogenase complex. The transcript is spliced from 2 exons. NCBI's taxonomy places the organism in Eukaryota, Fungi, Ascomycota, Saccharomycetes, Phaffomycetales, Wickerhamomycetaceae.